AUGGAUUCGACGUCGAAACGAGUCGGAAAUGGCGGGGGUCUCAGCAUCCUUGAUCAACUGAAAGCCAUUCAAGAAAAGGUUAGUAGUCAGAUCGCCAUUCUUGAUCAAAAAAUCGCUGAUCAAGAUCAAAAGAUUGCCAAUUAUGAAGAGGAUUUGCUAUUUAUCCGUGCUUGUGAGCUGGAACAGGCUACUGAAGAUUUCGACCAAUCUGCCCGCACAGUAAGGAACAAGAUAGUGCAUGGGCGUAAUGUCCUAAUGGACAUCAGAGCACUCCAUUUUCUUCACAAAACGGAUCCAAAACGAUUUCAGUCUGCAUCAGAGGGUUUCUUUAAACUCUAUGAUUUGAGGUUUGAGGAUGAAGCCCGGAUAUUUGCUGCCCCAGACGUGAUAAAAAGGACCCUUAACAUAAGAGGCAAUGUGAAGCAUCUUGAAUUCUGGAAACGUUCCCCAAAUGCAGAUGGUUUGAUUGAGUUAUGCGAUGGGAUCAUAGACAAGUGGCAACUCUCCCUCAAGUCUGGCCUUGUCUACCCAGCAGAAACUAUCAAUCAGGAAUAUGCCAAGCUUCGAGAAGCUUACGAUUGA
Molecule: messenger RNA, 582 nt
Organism: Talaromyces atroroseus
Lineage: Eukaryota; Fungi; Ascomycota; Eurotiomycetes; Eurotiales; Trichocomaceae
Exons: 1
Coding region: 1-582 (193 amino acids)
Source: RefSeq, a predicted model, not a curated record